AGUUAUUAUCGGCAUUUUUAAACAAUAUGCGUGGUCGUUAUUAAUAUUUCAUAUUUUUAAACAAGACUACAUAGUAUAUAGCGUAUUUCAAAGUUGUGCAAAUGUUUGUUUACAAGCGUUGCUGGCUUUUCCGCGGAGGGAUCUAUACACAGCCGCUGCCUCUGGCGUGGAGCGUAAUUUGAAUCGCUCAUUGCUCUCUUUAUGUUGUCUGUAUUUUUUAGUAACAUGUUUUAGAUCUUAUCGGGAUCUUUAUGUCACAAGAGUCUAUACGUAUGUUUUAAUAUAUAUUUUAACGGGAGGCACGCCCUAUUAUUUAUCUUAAAUAUAUAAGAUGGCUACCGUGAAGAUGAACACUGCUAACACUGAGGCAGACCAGGAGGGGGGAAACUUGUCCCCAUCAGAAGAGGCCUCCUCUUCUGUUUUAAAUGACACCUCAGCCCCCCUGAAUUUCUCCGAGCUCACACCUUUUCAGUUUGGCAUCUCUGUCCGGAGUUUUACUCCAGCACCAUUAUCAAGCCACAAAGAUAAGUCUCGCCUAGCACAAAUAAAGGCAAGGCGGAGGUCCAACAUUGGUGUCCGGGGCUCCCCAGAAACAAACUCCCUCAUCCGCUUCAUAGCACAACAGAGGAUGAAGACUCCACCAACCCCCAAAACUCCAGAGCUUGUCAGAAGUAGCCCCUUCCUUCCCCGGGUCGCCUCCACGCUGAGGCAGAAGAUGGCCUCCUUCCAGAGCCUGAUGGAUGUGGAAGAAAGUGGGGUCUGUGAUCCGAUGCCAAGGCAGGACAGCAACACUGGAGGAUGCAUCAAGACAAGAGAUUAUCUGUCUGAUGGAAACAGCCCUUUCGAAGGGAAAGAGAACCACCCACCAAUGAUUACGCCUGUACCCAGCAAGAGGAGGCGCCUGGGCCCCCCAGAAGGCUGUAAGGUGGAGAUUAGAGAGGCCGACACUCCUAUCCUCCACUUGAGUUUGAAGGAGCAGCAGGAGGAAGAAGAGCCAGUGACGCAGGUUGUAACAGGACCAUUGCCAUCCAGUGAGACUGUGGAAGAGGACCAAGCUGUGCUUAUAUCCCCAACCUUUCACACUGACUUUGAGAUCCAAGCCUCUUCCCCUGCUAAGACCCAACAGGACAGUGUCUUUGAACACCAAAGCCUUGGCCAACCACCACCUGAUGAUCCUGCAGCCGCCUCACCAGCUCAGCCUGCCUCCCCCUUCUGCGUCCCCUCUUUCCCUUCUCUGUUGGAGAUGAAGCCCAUGGGAGAGGAUGACUCCACCGGGACCUCCGCAGUUAAGAAGAAAAGGAGGGUGCACUUUGGAGGUCCACUCUCCCCUGAGUACUUUGAUAAGAACCUGCCUCCCAGUACACCAUUACAAAAGGGGGGCACGCCGGCUCGGGCACCCACACCAGGUGGGAGCUUACUGCCACGCUCAGCGCUGAAGACACCGCAGAGAAGUGAAGCCCAAACACCUCCAGCUCAGCCAGAUCUCAGCAGCCCUGCUGUGUUUGGCGCCUCACCUACACUUGCAAUGUCUCGCAAUCGCAAACUGCAGGCUAUAGGAGGGGACAGUGAAGAGAAUGAUGUUAAGAUUGUUUUUCCUUCACUGGAGGAGAUUGACUCUGGGGUGACAAGAGAUACAGAAUUUACGUGGGACACCCGGCCAUUGAAUUUAAACAUUGCUUUCCAUGAGGAGUCUCUUUCUCAGAUUGUGACAGAGUCUGAGACUGAACCCAGCACAACCUCCCAGAUGGAUGCCCUGGAUGAGCCUACAUCCUUGCCAGAUAAGGAGAUGCAACAUGAAGCAGAUGUGGAAACCUGCGCCAAAUUGAGAAACCGAAGGAAAAAGCAGUCAGAGCCAGAGCAGACAUUUACCAGUGAGACUCCAACUCGUUCCAGCAGUCAUAAGAGAAAGCAGCCAGAGAGCGAACCUGUGAAGAGGUCGACACGCUCUGCUGCCAAGUCGGCCUCUGGGAAGAUGAAGACAACCUCUAUGGCAACACGGCGGUGGAACAGGGAGGUGGACCGCUCCCUGUACGGCUCAAGGGCAUAUGCCUCAAAGAACCCUGCCCUGAGUCCCAUCAGGGAGAGGUUGUCUCUUAUCAACCAGUCUCCAGCAGCACAGCAGAUCCCCUCUACAUGCUGCACAGCCCCAAAUGAUGAGACCCACUUGCACCGUGAGAUGGCUAACGACACUCAAGCGAUCGGUGACCUCACUAUGACAAAUGGCCCGGAAAAUUCUUCCGAAGAUUCCGUCACAUCUCCAAACUCCAGUGAAGAUGGCAUCACAGGGAAGGGCAGGAGGGCUUCAGGCCCCAGGGUCAGGGAGAGAGGACUGAAGAAAAGGAAGGUUAGUGUUCCAGAUGAUAACUGGCUUAGUGAGGAGAAUCUGGACCAGACUGGAGAAAAGACACAGGAAUACUGUGAAGACCAAACCACUACAAACCUUGAGGCAUCAGGGGAAACCCCACUAAACCACACUGUGCUCGAACAAGAAGUCAACACGGGACAUACUGCCCAGACUUCUCCAGAUAUACACUGCACAGACUCAGAUGGAAAAUUAGAAUGUCAUGGUAGUCUGGAGGCACCCAUUUCAGACUGUCCACCUGCAGCUGAAAAAUCCAACACUUUGAGUCUGCCAGCAGAGCCAUCACAGAGGAAAGCCAAGCGGGGCAGGAGGAGCUCUGCAAUCAGCUCAUUGCUACAAGAGCAGGGGAACCAGGCAGAGGAGCACCCAAAGAGCCAUGAAGUGGAGAAGGGACAGGGAGACCAAGCAGCUUGCCAGCAGGAAAACAUCAGGUCAAGCUCUGAUAGUCAGGAGGAGGAAGGAGCUGAGUUCGCCCCCUGGCAGGCUGACUUUAAUUUUGAGGAUGUGUUCAAACCUGUCGCCACUAGAGGGCAGCGCUCAGUACGCCGCAGCCUGAGGAACCAAAGCAAUGCAGAGCACAGCAGCAACAGUGCAGGUCUCGCCUGGCUGCCUCGGACCUCCCCUGACUCCAGUAAAGAGGCCCGCAGGAGGACGCGGGGCCGACGGCUCAGUGCUGCUCAGCCUGUCCAACCUCCACUCCCUGAGGAUACACAAGACAGCGCUUUGUAAGACUUUCAAUCGACAACAUGAACUGAGAUUAAAGGGAGGGAUAACUAAUUCAUUCAUCACACCUUCACACACACACGUACCCUGUUUUCUUGGGAUUAAAUGGAAUGAUUUUCCAAAGAACAGGCUGAUUGUUUUAUAUUAGCGAAAACACUGAUGCUUUUGUUCCCUGUGAAUUAUUAGAGCUGACCAGUAAUUUGUAAUUUGCCUGUUUCCCCUCUGCUAACCAAGCCGGUCAAUACGCUGUGAGCCCAAUCAUCUCUGCUGACCACGUCCCAAUCAAUAUCCAACCACUCAGCUGGUAAUCACACAGCAUCUUCAGACUCACUCUCCAAAAUCAUUGGAUUGAGCAUCUCCAAGUCAAUAUCUACUCUUUGUGGAUAGAUGAAGAUGGCUGUACUGCGUUCACCUUCUGUCACGCAAGGCUGGGCAGGAGGAGGGGGUAAUAAUAAUGGAAUAGUAAUGGGGAGAGAAAAUGUGCCUCACACACAGAAAUCUAAUUAAUAGGCUUGAACAUUUCUGUUUAUUUGUGGUCGCUGGAGUGUUGUGUUUUUUUGUUUUUUUUCUCCCAGUGAUCCAAACUGUACAUACAGGAGGUUCCCAACUUGUUGCAGUAUCUGAGCUUUAAAUAGAUGAUUUUGAUAUACUGUUAAUAAUUAUUAGUAAUAGCCUGUUGGAUUGAAAUGGUCUUAAACAUUGCACCAAAUCAAAAAUGUGGUAGUGUUUUCAGUGAGUUUCCUGGAAUGUCAGAUGUACCUUUCUUGACUCUGAUUCUGAUUAAAUGCUUUGGUUGCAAGUAAAGACACCUCAUUAGACCAAAUUGUGUUCAUUUGAACGGAUGAUUUAUACUCAUUUGGAAGGGAAUUCAUCCAGGUAAUAAAAAAGCCACUAUCUCCACAGAUGUGGUGAUCCAGCUGUGUGGUCCGCUCAGCUCAAGAACAGCAGCUUCCCAUUCACAUAAACCAGGACCUAGCGCUAUAACCGAAUGCACGGCUACAUAAAUUACCAUUCUGAUCUACAUUUUGAACACAGCCAAAUGUCUGGAAGUAAAUUGACCUCUAACCUCAGAUUCCACCAGUCACAGAUUCAAAUCAUUUCGUCUGUACCAGCUCCAUCCAUCUGUCAGAGGAACGGAGAGAGCAGUAACAAAUUGAGUUUCAAAUUCAGUUCACAUAGGAAAAUUGGCUCCCAGAAUGAUGCAUGGCUGUAAUCUAUCCAUCACGGGGUAAUUGACUCGCUCCUUUUACAUCAAGUCAGAGUCACUUGGCUGAAGGACACCAGAGGUUUCUGGCUCCCAGUGUGUGCCAAGGUCUAUUCUGUAUCCCCACUGGAAGACUGAUGGACAGAGUCAUAUAGACACUAAUAUAGUUCUGGCUUGACACAGCGGGGCGACUGUGCCAUCUGGUGGCACACCUAAGGAACUGCAGUCACUCAGCUGUGAAGUUGAUCAAGUACGAGGAGAUGAAAGUUUCAGGAAUGAAUGUUAUUGUCGGGAGUGAAUAUAAUUUAGUAGAUGCACAUUCAUUUGUGUCAAAGGGGCUUUUGUUGGGUGCUGCUGCUGAACAGGAAUCACUUCAGGCGUGCCUGUAUUUACUGUUUGUUUUGUUUUUUAAUAGCGUCAUGUGCCCAUGUAAUGACUGUGUCUUGUUCGCGGUCUGAUUUUUAAACUUGUAACUGGAA
Messenger RNA from Epinephelus lanceolatus (giant grouper), 4768 nucleotides. It is a transcript of the gene cdca2, whose product is annotated as cell division cycle associated 2. The record is from RefSeq and is a predicted model, not a curated record. Lineage: Eukaryota; Metazoa; Chordata; Actinopteri; Perciformes; Serranidae. Gene Ontology annotation, cellular component: nucleus; chromosome. Gene Ontology annotation, biological process: regulation of mitotic nuclear division; regulation of chromosome segregation.